AUUUCUCCUCAUUAUCUUUUGUCACCAGCAAAAACUUCAGUUUGCUUCGGAGAGAGCUAACCAUGUCUCUACUUCUUCCCUCCAAGCUUUUCUGCCUCGCUCCUCUUCGAAACGAUAUCCCUGGACUCUACUGUCCUGGCCGACCUCUACUUCAUACUCGUAACCAAACACUACGAAUUGUCUGCGCUAAGAGAGCCGGUAAAAGGAGAUACCCCUCGGAGAAGAAGAGGCUGAAAUCCAAGCAGAAGGAGAUAUUAGCCCAAGUUAAGACCAGAAACAAGUUUGAAGGUUUAUGGAGGCUAUCCAAGCUCGGAGUUCCCGUCCAUAGAGACCCGGGGAAGGACUUUCUUGGUGUUUCGGAGGGAUUGCUUGAAGCCAUUGCUAAAGUUCUUGAAUUUCCGGUGGCUUCGAUGUUGCCUGCAGAAGCAUUCUCAGUGAUUCGGAAAUCUUUUGAUGCACGGAAGAUGCUAAAGGAGCCGAAAUUUGUAUACGUAGUGGACAUGGACGUUGAGAAACUUUUGAGUCUGGAGCCUCGUACUUGGGACUUCAUUUCUCAGAUGGAGCCUAAAGUUGGGCUUAUAGAACAUUUGUCUGAGGAAAAAGUAACUGGGGACUUGAUCAAUAUUAUAAGAGAUUGUACAAGGAUCUCUGAAGAUACCAUUUCAGGAGAUGGUGGAAAUAAAGAUAAUUUUGUGGCUAAGGGAUCUUUAAUAGCGUCGUCCAGAAAACCAAAAAUUGCAGUUGUGGGUAGUGGACCAUCAGGUCUAUUUGCGUGUCUCGUUCUUGCAGAAUUUGGGGCAGAUGUUACAUUAAUAGAAAGAGGUCAGCCUGUUGAACAAAGAGGACGUGACAUUGGUGCUCUUGUUGUUCGAAAGGUUUUAGAGAUGGAAAGCAAUUUUUGCUUUGGAGAGGGUGGUGCAGGUACCUGGAGUGAUGGAAAGUUAGUUACUAGAAUUGGAAGAAAUAGCGACACUGUUUUGGCGGUUAUGAAAACUUUAGUUCAUUUUGGAGCUCCAAAAGGAAUCUUGGUUAAUGGGAAGCCACAUCUAGGAACAGAUAAACUGAUUCCUUUACUUCGCAAUUUUCGGCAACAUUUACAAGAUCUCGGUGUUACUAUUGAGUUUGGGAAGAGAGUGGAUGAUCUUCUCAUAGAGGAUGGACAAGUCGUUGGCGUCAAAGUAUCUGAUUCAAAAGAUCAAUCACAGUCUAAUAGCCAGAAGUGGGGAUUUGAUUCUGUUGUUUUGGCAGUUGGGCAUUCUGCGCGUGAUGUUUACCAAAUGCUUCUUUCUCAUAAUGUGGCUUUGGUUCCAAAAGAUUUUGCUAUAGGUUUGCGGAUUGAGCAUCCUCAAGAAGUUAUAAACAACAUACAGUACUCUCGUUUGGCUUCUGAAGUUCGCAGUGGACGUGGAAAAGUACCAGUGGCAGAUUACAAGCUUGUCAAAUAUGUUGGCAGGGAAAACGGUGAUGUGUCUGCUGGGGCAACUCGAAGUUGCUAUUCUUUUUGUAUGUGUCCUGGUGGGCAGGUCGUGCUUACUAGUACAAAUCCUUCAGAAAUCUGUAUCAAUGGCAUGUCAUUUUCUAGGCGUGCAUCCAAGUGGGCAAAUGCUGCCCUUGUUGUGACUGUCUCGACAAAGGAUUUUGAGUCCUUGAAUCUCCAUGGUCAACUUGCAGGGGUCGAAUUUCAGAGGGAAUUCGAAAGAAGAGCAGCUAUAUUGGGAGGAGGAAAUUUCGUUGUGCCUGUACAGACAGUAACUGACUUUAUGGAUGGAAAGUUAUCUGUAACAUCUAUACCGCCAUCAAGUUAUCGAUUAGGAGUGAAAGCAGCAAAUCUCCAUGAGCUGUUCCCAAUUCAUAUAACAGAGGCUUUGCAACAGUCAAUCUCAAUGUUUAAUGAAGAGUUACCAGGAAUAAUCUCCAAAGAGGGCCUUCUUCAUGGUGUAGAGACUAGAACGAGCUCCCCUAUUCAGAUUCCCCGUAACACCGACACUUAUGAGAGCACAUCACUUAAAGGAUUGUACCCUAUUGGUGAAGGAGCAGGCUAUGCUGGAGGGAUUGUAAGUGCAGCAGUGGAUGGCAUGUGUGCAGGUUUUGCUGUGUCAAAUGCAUUUGACUUGUGUCAUGAUAGCAUAGAGUCAGUUUUCGGCAAGACUCAGAGUUCUGGCGCUGUUAAAUACUAGUAACACAUUCAGUCAUGUCUCCCGUAGUGGUUCUUAGUAAUAGUACCCUGCAAAUACAAGCUCCAGCAUCAACAAGUUUAUUGUUGAAGAAAAAACAUGUGAGCUUGGUAAAGAUUUUUCCCUUAAGCAAGCUUGAUCAAAAUCUCAAACUAAAUGUGACUUGUGCAGCGAGAUCUGGCGAAUAACAUUUCGAUUCACCACAGAUCGAGUUUUUGUAAAUUCAGAUGCCAUCAUCAUGUUCAUCACUGACCCGAUAACACCAUAAGUAAUUUGCUUCAGUAAGGCUCUUGUAAACUUAAAACCUUAUUAUGUAGUCUUUAAAACUUACUCAAAAACUUGUGUUUAAGUUAGGAAAAUACUACAUUACAUUACAGUAUGCAUUCCACAUAUCUAUUUUUUUCUUUUAAAAAAAAUGCAAUUUUGUACAUGAACAUAAACCAACAAAGCUUUAGAUUUCAAAUUAGUUCACUCAUAAAUUAUUAGUU
This is a messenger RNA of Cannabis sativa, 2662 nucleotides long. RefSeq lists its product as uncharacterized. The transcript is spliced from 14 exons. The coding region runs from base 63 to 2177 and encodes 704 amino acids. Lineage: Eukaryota; Viridiplantae; Streptophyta; Magnoliopsida; Rosales; Cannabaceae. The record is from RefSeq and is a predicted model, not a curated record.